AUGUACAUAGAAGCAUCCAGUCCACAUCAGCCAGGUGAUGAUGCAAAAUUGUACAGUCCUGCACUGAAGUUCUUUGGGAUUAUGUGCCUUGAAUUCUAUUACUAUAUGUCUGGUGCAUCUAUUGGAAGCCUGAACGUUACCGUAAAUAAAACACUAGUGUUCUCUGCGAGUGGUCAUAAAGGAGACGUAUGGAAUAAAGCCAGUAUAAAUAUAUCCUCAAUUGUGGGAUUGCAUUGGGUAAGCAUUAAUGAGACAAUCACUGAAUAACGACCAUGAAAACGGGUUUCUCUGAAAGAGGUAACUUUUAAAGGAAAAAAGGGUUAGUUUGUGGAGAGGCACAAGACACAGGAAUAUUUGUUCCGGAAGGGGGCUACUCUAAGAUUUACACGGCGAGGCGGAUUAUUUGUCCACUUUGAAAAUAUAUUUUGGUCCUCGCGUCUAAAUUCUUCAAAUCUUUACUUAUGUUAUAAUUAUGAGUCUUAUCUGUAUUUGACAGCAAAAUAAGUGAAAAAAGGUCAAAGUGUAGACUUGGUUACUUUAGAAGGCAGAUGCUAAUUUGGGAAGGAAUUAAAUUAGGGUUAAGAAAGGUAAUAUACACCUGAUAAACCCGUUAGUCAGCUAAUAGGCUUAGAAACCAUUAAUCUCGUACCCAGAUUUAUUGUUAUAAAGGAAGCCGGAGGCGAGAUCUAGUCAAAUCCGAAUUGUACACAUGAUUGCCUGUCAGGAUUGCGUGACAGGCAAUGCUCGAAAUCCUCAAAAUCGCCCAUUUUUGACGUGUUUAACAACGAAUUUGAUAAAGCGUUAAGUUUUUUUUAAAAUUUGUAACCACCCCUAAAUCCAAUCUUUUUUAAAUUUGCCAAUUGUUUUAAAAUUUAUACCCUAGCCUUUCCUAUUUGUUAUACAUUUAAAACAUUUGAAAAAUAUUCUAAAAAGUUUCAAAAAAUUAUGGGACCAAGGCCGCAAAACUGAGUCAUUUUACGCUUGAACAAAAUCUUGGCUGAUAUUUAAGAAAAAGAGGCCAUAAAUUAAACACAUAAUAUAAAAUGUCACUUAUGUGUCAUAAUUGUUCUUUUCAAGGAGGAUAUGCAUUGCUAUAAGAGAUUUCCUUGGGACUUUCUUCAAAAAUUGCUAUUUUACGUCUAUUUAUAUAAAGUACUCCGUCUAACUGUAUGGCUCAACUUUUCAUUAUUUGAAAAACUAAUGAGUCUCGUAAAGUCAAUAGAGAUAUAACUAAAAUUCAUACUUGGCUGAGAGGCUUAGGGGCAUAAAUCAGCGGAAAUCGUCUUGAGCCGCCAGCAAUGAAUAAUACGUUUCUUUUGUUUCAAUCCUCCAAACCAGGUAUGAAUUUUAAUAGAGAGAACAGACUUCAGAGAAGAUCUAAAAAUAUCUUAAGAGGAAUUACGAUGGGUAUAGGGCCUAUAUGAGGGAUUAAUUCUGUUAGCCCCUUUAUCCUCUCUUGUUUUAAAAUAUCAAAAAUUGUCUUUUAUAAAAGCCUUUCUUUUGGUUUUAUUACCUAUAAUAUCAUGUUUUUGACAGGUAAUAUUUGAAGGCGUAGUGGGCAGCAGUUACACUGGUGACAUAGCAAUUGACGACUUCUCUUUGAAAGCAGGGUCAUGUUUUUAUGGUGAGUACUGAAUAAUUGCACUUAAGUCACCUAUUUUAAGCACAGGCAGACCACCCUCUGUUCGUGUGGCAGUUGUUGUUAAUGAGCAUCGAUAUUUUGUAUACUUAAUUAAUACAGAUUCAAUUAAAGCUAAAUGUUUACAUAAUAAUUCAAGCAUUGGAAGGUGAAAAACAAAAAAAAAACAUAACAACGAAAUGACCAAGUUAACAUUUCGCUUGAAUUUUUAUUGAAACAUCUAGGUUUAAAUUUGUAUUUUAGCCGCUGCAACAGGAGCAGAUUACUGCUGCAACGUAUAUCUGUAUUUCUCAUUGCUCAUCGGACAGUGAAAAAAGGUUUUUCUGUAGGCUGGUUAACAACUUCUUGUAAAAAAUAUUUAAGGCAAAAGUCAAACUUAAAACUUUUGCUUUUGGGGGAAACUUUUAAGCAAUUUUAUUUAUCUAAGGGCAACUUUUGAGCAAGAUUUUGUGAUAUUUUGAAUAUAUUUUUUUAACUGAAUUUGAAGCAUCUUUAGGAGGGUUUGAAUGGGGUUUAGUGUUUAGUGUUAUUUGCUCAUAAUUUUUAGUAUUUUGCUGUUAAAUUGGCCAAUUUUUUAAUGUUUGCUGUUUCAGAAGGAAAAACUGUUAAAUGUUCGGAGGGUUCUUCAGACAUCUUCGGCAACUGGGUCGAACCUCCUCGAUUCCGGUUAGUCUUCGAAAAUCUUCGGCAGUCUUCGGGAAUCGUCGGUGGCCUUCAGAAAUCUUCUGAAAUAAUCCGGAUUUGUCGUAAAAUGGCCGAAAACUUGUUGAUAUACUAAACAAAACAAUAUUGGCCUUUUUGGAGCCGUUUUUUGCGUCUUCUUCCUGGAAAAAAUUUAAUGUUUCAAAGAAUUUUUUACCGUUAGUGUUAAAAUGCCUAAAAUUUAACUGUUUCAUGUUACAAAGCCAAAACAGUGAAGUGUUUAGCGUUAUCGAGGUACCCCCAUUCAGACCCUCUCUUAGGGACAGCCUUAACAACUGCCAAACUCGCAGAGGGUUGACUGUCUGUGUUUUGACCAAAAAAAAAAGAUUUCGUCGCAACAAUAGAAUGUGAAAAGAUUCGGCAAAAACCUCGCUAUACAGUUAAUGAAAUGUUGCUAACCAAGAAUAGUUUGCGGGCUCCUUUUGUCGCCCGCAAUAAUUCAUUGCUAAGGCUCCACUGGCGGCCCACACUCUGUGGGGGUAAAAAAACAAAACAAAAACACAAGGUAAGUCAUUUUUAUUUCUAUUUUUGUCAAAAAAUGGAAUUGCUGGUUUUCAUUGUCGCGUUAUUCAAAAUAGAUCAAAAUCAAAAUCAAAACCGUUCCAUAAAGUCAAGAAUCUGGGAAAUGAAAGGAGUUACAUAUACAAAGACCCUAGCCAAGAUUCAGGUCAGAGGAAUAUUUCGUAUACGAGAUAUCCGAAGAAAUGUUUUACCCAAACUUUUGAUUUUGAGAUUUGUAUGGAGACGCCAUGCUGGUGCAGUGCUCUCUUGGAUGAGCUCCAACAUGGCGGACGGAAACCAACAGAAACAUCUGUUACCGUGUUUGGCUACAAAAGCGUGAAUUUAUUCUUCCAAAAAGUCAGAAACAUUAAAGUUAUACUUUUUCUAAUACAUGAACUGUUUAGAUAGCAAAAUUUCCUGAAAUAACUCAUUUUUUUAACCUACAUGACUGCUCUCUUGACCGUCAUGUAAAUCCUGCGUCACGCAAAAGCUUAGAAAUUCAAGCGUACUCUAUCACAAAACCAAGAACCCUUUUGAAGCGAAAAUUUGUAUGAAAAUUAGUUUUCAGCUGCUCUAAUGCAUCGCGAAAGUAAAAUCUCGGUAGGAUCGAUAGUUUUUUAGUUUGAAUUUUAGUGACGUCAAGUUAAAACCACAAUAUAUAAUUAGGACGUAUUUUGUUCGUUUUCAUACAUUCUCUUAUAUAUGUAAAGUCCAACGAACUCCCACACUGUUUGUGCCGCCUGUGAAGCCCCAAGGUGAUUUCUUUUGUUUUGUUCUCUUAAGCCGGCUCUCAGCCAAGUAUGAAUUUUAAUAUAUCGAAAAUGCCCCUGGGAUGGGGGGGGGGGGGGGGGUGGGGGGUUACUCCCUUAUAUGGCCUAUACGGAGAUAUGCCGCUGGACAGGGUAUGGUUUUCGUCCUGUCUGUCCUAAACAUGGUAUACAAUUAUUUAAAUUUCGCGCAAGUCUGUCCUAAACUGGUGUGCAUGAUUUGUGCGAGUCUGUUCCAAUUAUUAACAGGGUGUUUCAUGCACGAUCGAUUUUCUUCUUAGUGCAAACGUUUGCAGAUAUCUAGUAUGUCAUCACCCAAAGCAUUUACUGGAAUAAAUAUAUAAUGGUAUUGAGGGAGUUGUCCUAAACAGGGUUCUAAACUUGAGAGUGUUGUCCUAAACAGGGUAUGUAUUUUAGGAAUGUUUUGUCCUAAACAGGGUCAGGAUUUCAAACCCUCAGCGGCUCAACUGUAACCAAAUACUGGUCGAGUACCCCCCUCCCUAGGGGAAAUACAUGGUCUAUUUACUUCAGACUCGUUAGUCUUCCAAAACUAAUGAAAAAUUAACUUUACGGUGAGAAGAAGUAAUUUUAUAAAAUUAAUUUAAAAAAUCUCACUUAAAAUAACAAUUUAAAAGAAAGCCCCUAGGAAACCUCUUCAGGCUGUACCUCUUAAACAUGUUUAGGCUACGUGCAAACGGACGCAACCGACCUCCCAACAUUGCACGUACUUUAAUCAUGUUAAAGACUGAGUACAGUCAGUACAGUCGACUUCCGAUAACUCGAACCUUGAAGGCAAGUCGAGAUAAGUUCAAGUUAUCGGAAUUCGAGUAAUCAGGAGCUCGAAGCAAAUAACAGAAAACAAGGUAAUGAGAUGACGAAGGAAUCAUGCUCAAUUCACUUCAAGAGCACAUGGAAAGACCUGAAAGACUCGGAGAUUAUCGGCAGGGUUUUUUUGCAGGUCACAGGCCACAGGUCACCUCCAUCUGUGGAAGCUCAAUUGGAGAACAGAGUGGUCUAGUUUGUAAACAAUCCUUUCGAUCGUACCUUUCACACCAAUUCAAAAACUCAUUAAUAAUUCAUUAAGGAAAAAAACCCAAGAAAUUAAUGUCUUUAUAUCUGAUAAAGACACAGCUAAACUUUACAUCUAUUUUUUAGCACCAAAUUUAAAUAUUAGUGAAAGAAUAAGUCGAUCUAUAUCAGAGAUUUUUCAAGUUUAGAAUGUGUUUUUUUAAUGCCGCAAAGCAAAAUACUGUCAAACUGUCUUUUGUAAUAUCUUUGCUGGCCACAAGAAAUUCGUAAUAGAGAACAUUUAAGUGCCAUUUCACUCAUCAUAGAAUAGAUAAACGUAAAGUACACUUGAAUUUAGCUAAAACAAUCGAUUGCAAACAUUGUGUACAUUCUGUUUAAUUCUGUACGAUGAGAGACUGUAGAUCGAUUCAACUAACUGAUAGCUAACUAUAAGAAAGCGAGCAGGUGUUUCACGCGGGUUUUCCUCUAUGUAAAAAUCAACCUCGUCCCCAGGGCGCUUUUCCCUGGCUUUGGAGGUGGUGCACCCCGCCUCCAAAGCCAGGGAAAAGAACCCUGGGGACGAGGUUGCGUAAAAAUCUUUCAAGUGUCUCUUAAUUUCAAGUGAGGUUAGGGGAGUGGGGCGAAUACUAGUACUCCCUUUUCCUUUUUUUUGGGAGGAAGAUGAACUGUAAAUGCGAGGUUUCUAUGUUAGGUUUCCUGUGCACUAGGCUUCAGUCCGUGCGAGGUUUUGACACUUCGAGAUUAGGUCAAACCUCGACACACAUGUGCUUUUCAUCGCUUCGUUUUUUUCGUCUUUUUUCGGAUGAGGAUUGUUUAACUGGACUCACGUAUCAAAGGAGUCGAACAUUACGGAGUCAUUACGGAUAUUACAGUAAAAGGUUAUGGACACGGACACUGGCUUGUUUGUAAGGAUUUCUAUAUGCGGUAUUGUAUUCAAACAGUGACUGUGUUGAGCGUAGUUGAUCGGAUCGAAUAAAAUGUGGAAUCGGCACUGAAUUGACGGCUGAAUAUAAAGGACGCAGCCUUAGUGUCCACAUCCCGUCUUUUAUUUCUGAGUGCAAAUAAAUACCAAUACAGAAGGAACUUGGAAGAUUUUCUGCAAGAUAUUCGUAGAAAUGCAACUGCUACUGUAUUUUUACAAAAAUAUACUUCUAAAUUUAAAUUUCGUCUCGCAACUUUAUCUAUGACCUGUAACCUGUGACCUGUGACCUCCAAAAGAAACCUGCCGGGAGAUUAUUGAUAUUUUGAAAAUUCUAAGGGAAAAAAUGAACAACAAAGAAGACAAAGCUUGAUUAAUAUACAGGGCUGGAGAAAUUAUCUAAAGGGAAACAAAAAUUGCUUCGAGUAUUAUUUGAUAAUAAGCGGGGGGUUCGAGUUCACUGAAGGUAAAAUAACAGUAAAUCUAUGAAGGAAAUCAAGGGGAAAUGUAAUAAGGUCGAGUUAGCGAGAAUUCAUGAUAUCGGGAACCACCGUAUUUUUUUGUAUUUAAUUAUUAUUUUUUAUCUAUACUUGUAUCCAGAUUGUUUCAUUUAUCACUUCGAAACAUAUCAAGAUUUAAGCAUAGGAGCUGUUGCAGUGGAAUAUUUCACCAUCAAAGGAAGUCUGUUUCUCGCGUUCGCUAACUUUCUAAACAGUACUUUCAUCUACAAGUUCAGCGACUCGACAAGAAAAUUCUUCCUUUACGAGACCCUGGAUACAAAGAACGUGUGGGACAUAGAAUAUUUCACAAUUUCUGACGAACACUACCUUGCUGUAACUAAUCUAUUUAACACAUCAGUUAUUUAUCGUUGGAAUGGACAAUUGUUUACUCCAUUCGAAAACACUGCAGCGCGUGCAUGGGAGUUCAGUUUUUUUACAGUAGACAAAGAACCAUAUCUUGCCGUAUCCAGUCUAAUCAGUUCAAUCUCUCGAUGCAUCAUCUAUAAGUGGAAAAACAACACCUUUGAAAAGUUUCAGGUAAUAGAAGGUCCCUGUUCUAUAGAUGCGUUUAUAAUUGACAAUGAAACCUACUUUGCCCAGGCUGGUGGCUUAUUCGUACAAAGACAGUCAGUCGUCUAUAAGUGGUCAGGAGAAAGCUUCUCUAAACUGCAAACUCUCCCGCCAGCAUCAGAGAUAAAAUUCUUUAACAUUAAUGAACAAGUGUUUCUCGCCCUUGGCUCUCAACGUGCAAAUCCGAACUCGUAUAUUUACAAGUGGGAAGGCAGUCAGUUUAUUUUGUUUCAGUCCAUUAGUACUAAUAGUUCCUGGGUUCUUUGCGUGCAUUCAUUUGUUAUGUGUGGUCAAAUGUUUUUGGGUUUCACUGAUAUGGAUAACGAUAAGUCCACGUUGUAUCGGUUCUCUCUGGACAAGUUCACUAAAUAUCAAGAGAUUUCGACCUUUGGACCUGCUGAUAUGAGGUCAUUUGAAUACAAGGGUUAUACUUACCUGGCUAUUGCUAAUACCAGAAACUCAGCCCAAAGAAGUACUAAAAGCACUCUGUAUAAGUGGACUACGGGAAUGUAA
Porites lobata is the source of this 7140-nucleotide messenger RNA. NCBI's taxonomy places the organism in Eukaryota, Metazoa, Cnidaria, Anthozoa, Scleractinia, Poritidae. The record is from the annotation of a GenBank genome assembly.